Messenger RNA from Pseudophryne corroboree (corroboree frog), 5284 nucleotides. It is a transcript of the gene VCL, whose product is annotated as vinculin. The record is from RefSeq and is a predicted model, not a curated record. Gene Ontology annotation, molecular function: alpha-catenin binding; structural molecule activity; actin filament binding. Gene Ontology annotation, cellular component: plasma membrane; actin cytoskeleton; focal adhesion. Bases 420 to 3860 code for a protein of 1146 amino acids. Gene Ontology annotation, biological process: cell adhesion. The transcript is spliced from 22 exons. Lineage: Eukaryota; Metazoa; Chordata; Amphibia; Anura; Myobatrachidae.
CCCCUGUACGUAAGAAGGCGGGGCGCGGUGACAUCACUGGCCAGCCAGGGAGAGAGAGGAGUUGGGUGUGCUGUGUGAAAGUGUGCGGGAGACUUUAGGUGCCCGGAUUGGGGAUUGGUGGCAGGCUGAUGCAAGGGCAACGACACUCUGCAAAGUAAAGCACACCCAGCACAGAGGGAACACUCCCUGGCAGAAGGUGCACUACAUCUACAGCGACUGGGCAUAGAACGAGAGGAGGCUGCUGCACACACCCUGCACAGUGCAUACAGCAGGAGGUGGCUACAGGUGUUUGCACUCAGCGUGUGACUCCUGAUUGCCGGGCACAGAAGGUGCCCCACUCCUGGGUGGCAUCAAGGUUGAGUUUUGCUCUCCGUGUUUUUUUUCUCUUCUGUUGACUGGGGUGUUACAGAGCUGCCACCAUGCCUGUGUUCCACACCAAGACCAUAGAGAGUAUCCUGGAGCCGGUGGCCCAGCAGAUCUCCCACCUGGUCAUAAUGCAUGAAGAAGGGGAGGUUGAUGGCAAGGCCAUACCGGAGCUCACAGCACCUGUGGCUGCUGUGCAGGCAGCUGUCAGCAACCUUGUGAGGGUAGGUAAAGAGACCGUCCAAACCACUGAAGAUCAAAUCAUGAAAAGAGACAUGCCUCCUGCAUUCAUCAAAGUAGAAAAUGCCUGCGCUAAGCUUGUCCAGGCUGCACAGAUGCUGCAUGCGGAUCCAUACUCCGUUCCAGCCCGCGAUUAUCUUAUUGAUGGCUCUCGUGGAAUACUCUCUGGCACUUCAGACCUGCUCCUGACAUUUGAUGAAGCUGAGGUGAGGAAAAUCAUAAGAGUGUGUAAAGGUAUCCUGGAGUAUUUGACGGUGGCAGAGGUUGUUGAGAACAUGGAGGAUCUGGUCACUUACACCAAGAACUUGGGGCCUGGAAUGACAAAGAUGGCGAAAAUGAUUGAUGAACGUCAGCAGGAGUUGACCCACCAGGAACAUCGGAUCAUGCUCGUAAAUUCCAUGAACACUGUUAAAGACCUGCUGCCAGUCCUGAUCUCUGCUAUGAAGAUCUUUGUGACAACCAAGAACUCCCGCAGUCAUGGUAUUGAAGAAGCUCUCAAAAAUCGCAACUUCACAGUGGAGAAGAUGAGUGCAGAGAUUAAUGAAAUUAUACGUGUCCUGCAACUUACGUCUUGGGAUGAAGAUGCUUGGGCCAGCAAGGACACAGAGGCCAUGAAGAGGGCACUUGCACUGAUUGAUUCGAAGUUGGGCCAGGCAAAGGGCUGGCUGAGGGACCCAAAUGCUCCUCCAGGUGAUGUCGGAGAGCAAGCCGUCCGCCAGAUCCUAGAUGAGGCAGGGAAAGUUGGUGAGCUGUGUGCAGGGAAGGAGAGGAAGGACAUCCUGGGAACAGUCAAGACUCUAGGACAGAUGACUGACCAGGUGGCUGAUCUAAGAGCAAGGGGACAAGGUGCUACUCCUAUUGCAAUGCAGAAAGCACAGCAGGUAUCUCAGGGACUAGAUCUCCUAACAGCUAAAGUAGAGAAUGCUGCCCGUAAAUUGGAAGCCCUAACAAACUCCAAGCAGGCGAUUGGGAAAAAGAUUGAUGCUGCCCAGAGUUGGCUGGCAGAUCCCAAUGGUGGUCCAGAAGGAGAGGAGAACAUCCGAAGCAUCCUAGCUGAGGCUAAGAAGAUUGCUGAGCUGUGUGAGGAUCCCAAAGACAGAGAGGACAUUUUGCGCUCCUUAGGGGAGAUAGCAGCUCUUACUGCCAAGCUGUCUGACCUCCGUCGGCAGGGAAAAGGAGACUCCCCAGAAGCACGUGCUUUAGCCAAGCAGAUAGCAACUUCGCUGCAGAACCUGCAAACUAAGGUAAACCGUGCUGUGGGCAACAGCCGCCCUGUGAAAGCAGCAGUAAACAUGGAAGGGAAAGUGGAGCAGGCCCAGCGCUGGAUUGACAACCCCUCUGUGGAUGACCGGGGAGUGGGUCAGGCUGCCAUUCGUGGGCUAGUAGCAGAGGGUCGUCGCUUGGCCAACUCUAUGAUGGGACCUUAUCGCCAGGAUAUGUUGGCAAGAUGCGAUCGUGUGGAGCAACUAGCAGGACAGCUUGCGGAGAUGGCAUCACGGGGUGAAGGAGACACACCCCAGGCACGCGCUGUGGCUGCUCAGCUGCAGGAUGCGCUGAAGGAUUUGAAGGGGAAAAUGCAGGAGGUGAUGACACAAGAGGUGUCUGAUGUUUUUAGUGACACUACUACUCCUAUCAAACUCCUAGCCGUGGCAGCCACUUCUCCUCCUGACGCACACAACAGAGAAGAGGUCUUUGAAGAGAGAGCUGCCAACUUUGAGAACCACGCAGCUCGCCUGGGAGCCACGGCGGAGAAAGCAGCAGCUGUGGGAUCGGCUAAUAAAUCCACUGUGGAAGGGAUACAAGCAGCUGUGAAGUCCUCCAGGGAGCUAACCCCUCAGGUUGUGUCUGCUGCUCGCAUUCUGUUGAGUAACCCUGGGAACCAGGCUGCCUAUGAGCAUUUUGAAACCAUGAAAAAUCAGUGGAUUGAUAAUGUGGAGAAGAUGACAGGCCUGGUAGAUGAAGCCAUUGACACAAGGUCACUGUUGGAUGCAUCAGAAGAAGCAAUCAAGAAAGAUAUCGACAAAUGUAAGGUGGCCAUGGCCAAUAUGCAGCCCCAAAUGUUGGUUGCUGGAGCUACCAGUAUUGCUCGCCGUGCAAACCGCAUUUUGUUGGUGGCCAAAAAGGAGGUGGAGAACUCUGAGGAUCCAAAAUUCCGUGAGGCCGUAAAGAAUGCGUCAGACGAACUCAGUAAAACCAUAUCUCCAAUGGUUUUGGAGGCCAAAGCUGUAGCAGGCAACAUUUCUGACCCAGCUUUACAGAAAGGUUUCUUGGACUCGGGUUACAGGAUUUUAGGAGCUGUGGCCAAGGUGAGGGAAGCAUUCCAGCCUCCAGAGCCAGAAUUCCCUCCACCUCCUCCUGACUUGGAACAUCUGCGGUUGACUGAUGAGGCCGCACCUCCAAAGCCGCCACUUCCUGAAGGAGAGGUUCCACCUCCCAGGCCGCCACCUCCUGAGGAGAAGGACGAGGACUUCCCAGAGCAGAAGCAGGGCGAGGUGGUGAACCAGCAAAUGAUGGUGGCUGCAAGACAGCUUCACGAUGAAGCUCGGAAGUGGUCCAGCAAGUCACCCGGAAGCCCUGCUCCCGCUACCCCGCAGGGUAGAGAAGCUGCUGUGUCUGCGGUAGAGCAGGAGCGUGAGGAAGAGGAGGAGGAGGAGGCAUCAGUGGAGUUUGCUCUCUCCUCUGACAUUGAAGAUGAUUAUGAGCCAGAGCUCCUCUUAGUGCCUGAGGGUCAGCCUGUUAACCAGUCAAUGCUGGCCGCAGCUCAGUCUUUGCAUCGGGAAGCUACCAAAUGGUCCAGUAAGGGUAACGACAUCAUUGCAGCAGCCAAACGCAUGGCUCUGCUCAUGGCAGAGAUGUCUCGGCUUGUGAGAGGAGGCAGCGGGAACAAGAGAGCCCUGAUUCAGUGUGCCAAGGACAUUGCUAAAGCUUCAGAUGAGGUGACCAAAUUGGCCAAAGAAGUGGCUAAACAGUGCACAGAUAAGCGGAUCCGCACCAACUUGUUACAGGUGUGCGAGAGGAUCCCAACUAUCAGCACCCAGCUAAAGAUCCUCAGUACCGUCAAGGCCACUAUGCUGGGAAGGACCAACAUUAGUGAUGAAGAGUCUGAGCAGGCAACAGAAAUGCUUGUCCACAAUGCUCAGAACCUGAUGCAGUCAGUAAAAGAGACUGUGCGAGAGGCUGAAGCUGCAUCAAUCAAGAUCCGAACAGAUGCUGGAUUCGCACUGCGUUGGGCCCGUAAAACUCCAUGGUACCAGUAACUCUCCCUACCUAGGAUCCAACAUAACCAACCCGCUACUGUAAAAAGCACACUAAUGCAUUCUAACCACACAAACUGUUGAGGAAUUUGCUUUUCUUAUGAGCCUACAGAUUUAUUUUUUACACCAAGUUUUGUCUAGUAUUUUUAGGCUCUUCCAUCAGUAAGUUACUUAACUCACCUUUUUAUUAUUUUCAAGGACUCCAGACUAUAUAUUUUCCCCAAAAUGCAUUUCUUUACCAUGGAGUGACCUUAGCAUUGUUUGCUCUGGUAGAGACCAGUCCAUGUGCAAUGCACCAGUUCUCAUAACCUGAUGUUACGUUCAUUACCAUUUGUGGCACAUCACCUGCAUACAGCACUGCUACCGCCUACAAUUCUAGCACUGCACAGAUAGAACACUAAACUGCUAUUUAUCUGCCAUACUUUCACUGUUUAUGCAUCUUAGUCCUGCAUCCUUAUCAGUUCUUUACCCUUUGUGCUGUUUGCAACUAUUACUGAAGUGUCCUUUUAAGUAGGAGAGCUGAGCAGUGAGAUGAAUGUAUAACAUUGGCACUUCUGCCUUCUUGUGUUAUGCGAUGCCAGUAGAGAUGGUGGGAUACCAUUGCUGGCAAUCAACGGCUUCCAUAACACAAUGGUAGAUGUCUACGUAAACGUUGCAAUAUUACAGUUUCAAGUCUGCUGGUUAUCAUGGGACUGGUCUUCAGAGUUCACUGAUUUUGGGAUGUGCUUAAAUUAUGUAUGAAUGUUUUGAAGGAUAAAGAUCUUUGAUUGUCCAAUAAACACUAUUGUAGGUAGUAUAACAUGAAUUCUGUAGCAGCAUGUAAUAACCCUUGGUAACAAAGGCUCCCAAUCCUAUUGGGCCAGGAAUGUUUGUAGGCAUCGAAGAUUCAGGUACAUAUGAAUGUUUUUAGUUCAGCUCUUAAUCAUGAACAUUUGAAUUUGCCUUCUACAUCCUACUCUUCCACCUGAUAUACUUGUGUGUACAUAACAAGUUGAAUGCUUCAGAACUGUCUUGAGAAUGACAACAAGACAUUGGCUAGUCGACCGUUACAGCCAUGGUGGUCUAUAAAGAUGCCAUCACCUCUAGACAGCUCUUGUGCAUGGUUCUAGUUUACACUGUGCAAAUUAUGUCUAUAUUUUUCUUCUUCAAUUGAUUGGAAAAUGCCAUAUUGCCUUUUAUCUCAUGCUAACCUGAAGCAAUGAAGUGAAAACAAGACUGUUACUUCUUGGGUGCGUUUCUUACAUAUGUUGUAGCAGCUCCAUACUGUAUAACCCUGCCUUUACUAUGCUAGUGCUGCUAAGUGGGGGGUCUUCAUGGGGUGGAGAAAUAUCCUGGGACACAUUGUAAGUUACCUGUACAUUGAAGUUCUAAUCCAGCUGUAUUUUUGUCUUUCACUACAAACCAAUAAACAAUUUGUAUACUGAAAA